AUGCCGAAUGAUGAGCCAGAGAUGGAGAGGAUGGACAUGUGCCAUUCGAUGAUGACAAGAGCUAUUGGCAAUAGACUUUUCCUCGCGCCCCUCGAGAGAAGCAAGAUCCAUGCUGUUCUCGAUGUCGGGACCGGCACAGGAAUAUGGGCCAUUGAAAUGGGUGAUCUGUUCGAAAACGCAGAGAUAAUUGGAGUUGACCUGAGCGCCAUUCAACCAACAUGGCAAGUCUACAAAAAUCAUCUGAACCCAGGAGGCUGGGCUGAAUUUCACGAAAUGAACGCCGAGAUCUAUUCCGACGACGGUUCGUACACGGAAAAUCACGUAACCUGGGACUGGAAUCAGACCUUUUUGGAAACCAUGGAGAACCUGGGCAUUGAUCCUUGCCCGGGUCCUAAGCUCGAAGGCUGGGUCCGGGAACAAAGGUUCGAGAACGUCUUCCAUCAGAAAAUCAAAAAUCCACUAGGCCCGUGGCCAAAAGAUCCAUGGUACAAAGACCUUGGGCUCAUCAACCUAGCACAAAUGCUAGAUGGCUUGGAAGGCUUCACCUUACGGGUGUUCUGUGGUGCUCUCAAGCGGACCAAGGAGCAGGUUCUGGUAGAAGUUGCGAAUGUGCGGAAUGAAAUGAAGACUGGCGCUUAUCAUGGCCUGUAUGAUAUGUAG
Messenger RNA from Colletotrichum tamarilloi, 660 nucleotides. Its product is annotated as UMTA methyltransferase. The transcript is spliced from 3 exons. The coding region runs from base 1 to 660 and encodes 219 amino acids. The record is from RefSeq and is a predicted model, not a curated record. NCBI's taxonomy places the organism in Eukaryota, Fungi, Ascomycota, Sordariomycetes, Glomerellales, Glomerellaceae.